UUUUCUCUCCAUCCGUUAGUGCAGAUCCUAGACCACCAAUCUCUAUAUAAAGGAUCUUACAAACAACAAUCUUAUAACACAAAGCCAACAAAACUAAAAAAGCCAAUUCAGAGUCAUGGCUCACAUGAUGUUCUUCAUUUCUUUCCUAGUUUCUCUAGCAACCUUGCAAGCAACCCAUGCAGUCGAAUACAGUGCCACCAACAACGUCCCAAACACCCCCGGAGGAAUCCGAUUCACCAACGAAAUUGGGCUCGAAUACAGCAAACAAACACUAGCCACCGCCACAGAGUUUUGCUGGAGGACCUUCCAGCAGAACUCCGAGGCAGACAGAAGGACCACCCCACGACUCGAUUUAUCAAUCGAGGACAUAGAUGGAGUCGCCUUCAGCAGCAACGACCACAUUCGCGUCAGCGCGAAGUACAUAGAAGGGUACUCCGGUGACGUUAAAAGAGAAAUCACCGGAGUACUGUACCACGAGGUGGUCCACUCGUGGCAGUGGAACGGGAAUGGGCAGGGCCCCUCUGGAUUGAUAGAAGGAAUUGCGGACUUUGUGAGGAUGAGGGCCGGGUACACCCCGAGUUACUGGGUGCAGCCGGGGCAGGGUGACCGGUGGGACCAGGGUUACGAUGUAACGAUGUGGUUUCUCGAUUACUGUAAUGGUCUGAAAAACGGAUUCGUGGCCGAAAUUAACAAGAAGUUGAGAGAUGGUUACAGCGACAACUUCUUUGUGGAGAUUUUGGGGAAGUCAGUUGACCAGUUGUGGAGUGAAUACAAGGCCAAGUAUAACAAUUAGAGCAUUUAUUGCCAUAUGUAUGAAUAAAAAUUGACAGUACAUUGUAUUACGAAAGAGUGAGUAAAUUGUCUGAAUAAAAGAAAAUUGAAAGAUUA
Messenger RNA from Camellia sinensis, 888 nucleotides. RefSeq lists its product as uncharacterized. The record is from RefSeq and is a predicted model, not a curated record. NCBI's taxonomy places the organism in Eukaryota, Viridiplantae, Streptophyta, Magnoliopsida, Ericales, Theaceae.